AUGAGCAGUACGUUCGUAACCCUGGCCGAGGUCCUGGAGGCCAGGGGGGGCCCGUUAGAGGAGGAUGAGGUCUGGUCCCUGUUGCUAGGUUCUGCAGAAACACUCCUGGACAUCUCCUACAGAGGUCACAAUAACAUUUGCAACGUUAUAAGCCCUGCGUCACUCCUCCUGUCUGCGACCGGUAUGCUGGCGUUUAAAAACUGUGCCAUGACAGACGAGGUGUCGACCUUCACUGCUCCAGAGAUGCUGCAAGGUCGUACCAUCACCACCAAACUGGCCAUGGAAAAGGUGACUGUAUACUCUCUUGGCAUGACUCUCUACUGGUCAGUCGAUUAUAACAUUCCUCAAAAUCAGCCCAUUCAGUUGAGUGACUCCCUGAAUUGCCUUCUUCUGAGCAUGUGCGAAGACAUGGCUCAUCGGAGGGUGAGCCUCAACUCUAUUCUGGAGGCAUGUGAAACUCACCACAAAUCCUCUGUCCUACCCCCUCCCAACAAAGUCAUCAAACAACUGGUGGAGGACAUUAUCCGGAACCAGACUGAUCAGACAUCUCUCACGGACAACACCGUCCACCUGUCCGGGAGGACUCAGAUGAUCAGAGAACGAUUACAUGGGAAACGUGGACCGUACCCUGGUUACGCUGAAGGGAGUGCAACCACAGAAGAGACCCAGACCCGCAGACUUUCCCUGGACUCAGAUAGUAAGCCAGCCAGCAUACAGCAGCAGAAAAGCUGGUCCCUGAAGAACAGAACCACCCAAUCGCCGUCUUUCCAGGGCAUCCCAAACAGAAUUCCACGGGGGGCUCAUCACAGAGGCAGUAAUAGUAGCUGGCUGUCCCGGAGUCAACACCUCAACGCUCCUCACAAGGACGACCCUAAACCUCAGAGUCUCUCCAUCACAGUCAGUGAAUCAAGCGCUAGCCUCGCGCAGAGGAAAACAAAGAGUCUUGGACCAGAGUUUACAAAGAUGAUUGAAGAACCUCAGAUUAUUCUAGAGUUGCCUGGAUCUAUAGUGUCAAAGAAAGGGAAGUCAUGUUCAUCUCAAAGGGAAGUGAGUGUGAUAAUGCCGAACGAGCAGUGUGUGUUAGUGAAGUGUGACAUUAAGUCCAGGGGGAGAGACGUCUUUGACAUGGUUGUGGCCCACGCCAAUCUUGUGGAGCAUUUUUAUUUUGGCCUUGCUUUCAUUGAUGACGAUGAAUUUUUCUUUCUGGAUCCUGAAACGAAGAUUUCAAAAGUUGCCCCCGACACUUGGAAGAAAUUAGGAUCUGUUACGUUCACGCUGUUUCUACGUGUCAAAUUUUUUCCCGACGAUAUCUCUUUCAUUUUGCACAGACUCACCCGCCACCAGUACUAUCUUCAGACGAGGAAGGACAUUCUGGAGGACAGGUUACACUGCAAUGAGGAGACUGCCCUAUUUCUUGCUGCUCUCGCACUUCAGGCAGAGUUUGGGGACUACAUGCCUGAGGUAUAUGGAAAGAAUUAUUUUCAGAUUGAGCACUAUAUUUCUAAGAGAGCGAUGGAGAAAAUGGCCUUGCCCUGCCUAAGGGAGGAUUUGCCAAGAUUACAUGCCAAUAAUGCCCACUUGCUUCCAGAGGAGGCUGAGCUGGAGUUCCUAAAGAUCACUCAGCAGUUGCCAGAGUACGGGGUGCUGUUUCAUCGAGUAGCUCGAGAGAAGAAGUCUGUCAUUGGGGAGCUGGUGUUGGGAAUUUGUGCCAAAGGAAUCGUGGUUUAUGAAGUGAAAAAUCACUCCCGCAUAUUCUGCCGCAGGUUCCAGUGGUCUGAAACGGACAGCAUAUCGACAGCUCGACGUAAGCUGACUAUAGAAUGUGGGCCGAGUGGGAAAAAACACACCUUUGUAACAGAGAGCUCAAAGAUUGCCCAGUACCUGCUGAACCUCUGCUCUGCUCAACACAAGUUCCACAGCGAGAUGACCUCCCGACAGCUCACUUACUGUCUGGCCUCAGAUGACAACAUAGCAAAGUACACCUCCAUUUGUCAAUCUCAACAUAACCAGAUGAAGAGACUGUCUUGUUCUGAGACCGUACUCAACACUGUCGGUUUGAACGCUUUACGAAACAACUCCAUGAGCAAGUCGUGCGACGACCUGUCGGCGAAUAUCGAGGCUCGGCUACGACAGCAGCGAGAGCUGAGAGAGAUACCAGAGCCGCGAGCGCUGAGUGAGCUUAAAGAACAGAACCAGAACUGCAGCCCUACAGAGGCGUUCAGUUCUCCAAUUUAUCGCGUUGUGUCCAACAUCUCUUUGCAAAAGCAAGAUUCAGAGGCCCACUCCACCUCUUCAUCCAUACGAGUAGACACGCCCGUUCGAUCACCCCCUGAGAGAGAAAUCAUCUGUGUCACUCUGAAAAAGGAUCCUAAGUUUGGUUUUGGAUUUAUCAUUGUCGGAGAGGACAACACGGGAAAAUUAGACCUGGGAAUCUUCAUCGCAUCGGUCGUGCCCGACGGACCUGCUGAUAAGGAUGGACGGAUCAGGCCAGGGGGACGCCUGAUCUCUCUCAACAAGAUCAGUCUCGAGGGGGUGACGUUCAGUGCAGCCGCCGCCAUUUUACAGAACAGUCCAGAUGAGGUGGAACUAAUCGUCUCCCAACCCAAACAAGGUUUAAGGGAUAGCAAAAGUUCCUUGGCUCCCAGCGUCUUGGGGACAAUGCUGGAGAGAAGUUUUGACUCUCAGACCACGCUGAGCACAGAGUACAGGCCUCUGAUGGAGGAACUGGAAGAAGCCCUGAGCAACAUCAUGACCCCUAAAGCCGGCAGAAAAAUACCCAUUCCUGUAGUCCGCGUUCUGGAUACGCAGGACGCGUGUUCCAGGUCUCUGUCUUUCUCCAGUCUGAACCCUGCUGAGCUUGUGUAUGUAGAGCUUAAGAAGGUUAAUGGAAGUCUUGGAAUUAGCGUCGCCGGAGGAAUCAAUACAAACGUACGUUAUGGAGGGAUCUACAUUAAGAGCCUGGUGGUGGGCGGAGCUGCAGAACUGGAUGGCCGUAUACAGAUUGGUGACAGGCUGCUGGAAGUGGAUGGCUCUAACCUGCGGGGUGUCACCCACCGGCAGGCCGUGGAGUGUCUGAAGAAAACUGGGGAGGUGGUUAGUUUGCUGUUGGAAAGAGAGUCCCCGGUUGUCUUGGAGACCUCCAGCGCCUCCUCCACCAUGGAGAGGCAGAGAUCUCGCUCAUUCCAGAACACUCACUGCACCUCCCCCCUGAGGGAAGAGGUUGCCGUGGAAACGUCCUUGUCUGUCAAGGCCAAGGACUACAGCUUUGUGUCAGAUGACAACACUAUCCAGGUAACACUGAAGAAGAGUCUCAGUGGCCUGGGCUUUAGUUUCCUGAUCACUGAACCACUGCCUCCAGACGAGGGGAGCUUGGUCCGCAUUAAGAGGCUCUUCUCUGGGCAGCCAGCUGACCAGUCCGGCCUGAUCCGGGAAGGGGAUGUGAUCCUUGCCAUCAAUGGGGAGACUGUCAAAGGCCUAUCCUAUCAGAGGGUUUUGAACCUGCUGCGGGACUCUCCAUUAGAGGUCAGGCUGACUCUUUGCAGACCUGCUCCAGGUGCUCUCCCACUCAUGGACGCCACUGCACUGAACAUUGCUUUGUCACACGCGCGUGAAGUGAGGUCUAAAUCCCUGGACAUGAGAGCAGGACACAUCUCUGCAGAAUUCUCUGAGCUCCUCAAGCUGAGAUCCCUGGAGAGGAGCUCCAAGAGACUGUGUUCCCUGGAGAGAACUGAAGAGGUCCAGGUCAACAACCAGAGCAUGAACCAUCCACAGGAGGGUGAAACUCCAUCCACCCCUUCCACCCCUCCAUCACCUCCGUCACCUAAAUCAAGUAGUGAAUCUGGGGAACAGGAGGAAGAGGUUGAGGGGGAAGCCACAGGCCUCAUUACAACUACAUCAGUGGCUAAUACCACCAUGACAACAACUACAAGUGCGAGCACCACCCCAGCGACGGCUCUCACCACAACAACAGCCACAGCUGCACAGCAAGAGUUUAAAGAUCAAAGCAUCUCCAACUCCAACCACAAUUCAGCCUACGUCAGUGGGAUCAGGGAGGAUGUGAACGGGUCCACCAGCUACUGUCUCAUGGCUAAUGGACUGACCAUCUUAGCUGACGAGGAAUACCUUACCAUCACCACUACGUCAGCCAGUCCUCCUGACAGCAGUGCCACAGGAUCUGGGCUUACUGUGCCUCUCGCCCAACCUCCACCACCUCCACCCUCCACGCCUCUGGCUCCAGCCAUGGCAGAUGCCCCAUCUUCUAAAAACAACCACAGCUGGGAUGAUGAGGAGGAGGACGAUGAAGAUCCGAGAAAGGACAUGAUGAAAGAGUUUGAGUUGACGGUCUCUCUGACUAAAUCCUGGAAUGGAAGCUUUGGUUUCACCAUCACCAGGAGUAAACUGGACAACUGUUACUACGUACAGGACGUCCUGGAUAAUCCAGCCAAGGCAGACGGCAGACUUAGAGCCGGAGACAGACUCAUCACAGUGAAUAACCAUAAUUUGACUAACGUGACAGAUGACAUUGCCAUGAGCAUUCUCAAGUGUUCCACUAAACGCCUCACCAUGGUGUUGGGCAGAGCUGUUCAAAACCUGCUGCCCCCUCCAUCACCAGACAGCCUGCCAGAUAUCGUUCUACACAAGACACCAUCCGGACAACUGGGUAUCAAGCUGACGGGCGGCAUUGGCAGCAAAUGGCAGGGCAUAUAUGUUCUGGAGGUGGUGCCGGCAUCUCCUGCCAGUGAGGAGGGCAGCAUUCAGCCCCAAGAUAAAAUUCUCUACAUCUGUGGCAAGUGCACCAUGGGAAUGACUCUGGAGGAUGCUGUGAAGGCCUGUGAGAAUGCUCCACGCAAAGUCAAACUCAAAGCUAUCAGGGAGGACCAGCCUGUAACACCCAGAGGAAAAUGGAAUGGUUUGUUUGACUGGAAGAAAGAUAAGAAGUUUCUUCCUCGUUUUGAAGAUUCCAGCCCCUCGGAGGUGGAGGUUACACCAGAUGAUGUAAAAGCUGUUCCGGAGAGUUCUGUGAGGUUCAGACAGAGACUCUCUGUGACCUCAGAGCAGGAGAGCUGUAUCAUUCAGGUUGAGUUCACUAAACCAGAGAGAGGAGGGCUGGGUUUUGCUCUGGUGGGCGGGGCUAAUGGCAGUGCACUGAGAGUGAAGGACAUCUGCUGCGGGGGCGCGGCUGAGCAGGAUGGCCGACUGCGUGUGGGGGACAUCCUCCUAGAGGUGAACGGAGUCAUUGUGUCUGGACUAAGCCACGGUAAGGUGGUGGAUAUCUUACGUAAAGCUGAGGGAACUGUUCAGCUGACCGUGUGUCGAGAUAUCCUGUCCGUCGCAGGGCACGCCCAUAAUCCCCCAGCUGAUUCCUCACAUGACAACAGCGCACACAACCCGACAGAGGUAAACCUGGACUCAGACAUGCAGAGAGAUCUCCUCAACUUUCAGGCCUCAGGCUGCUCAGCAGCAGACUCUGAGGACAGUCGAAACUGUACACCUACCUGUCAAAGGUGCUGCCCUACUCUAUGUGUUACGGACAUGCUACAGGACAGGAUAGACCCCCAGAAGCAGCACCAAGAAAACCGCACCAUGAAAAAGGAGCAAAACCACUCAGAUGGAUGGAGUAGUGACGACGAAGACGAUGAUGACGAUACCUUUCAGCCUUCGUCACCCGAGAUCACACCUCACACAGAUCGGCCCAUUGUGUCGGAAGAGGAGCUGGCCAGCCUAGCCAUGAUAAACCCCUCCAAAACCGGCCGGUACUCAGGAGCCCGAAUCAAAGCCCUCAUCCAGGUCCUACAACACCAGCUGGAGCAGCAGGAUCUGGUCAAAGAGUUUAUGGCCUUGGAGCAUUUGAAACCGUCGGACAACUGCCUGGUGGGAAAGGCUCCUGAGAACAGAGAGAAGAACAGAUACAGGGAUAUCCUCCCCUAUGAUAAGACGCGCGUUCUGGUGGGAGAGAAGCAGGACUACAUUAACGCCAGUUACAUCCGGAUGGAGGUGGGUUCAGAGGAGUUCCUCUACAUCUCCUCCCAGGGCCCCCUCCCCAGCACGCAGGACUCCUUCUGGCAGAUGGUGUGGGAGCACAAAUCGGACGUCAUAGCGAUGAUGACCCAGGAGGUGGAGCGCGGCAGGGUCAAAUGUCACAAGUACUGGCCCGAGAAGCUCGGCGUUCCCGUGGAAACCGACCGUUACCAGCUGAUCCUGGACAACUAUCAGAUGCAGGACUACUUCCACAUCAAGAUCAUCAAGAUGGUGGAGAAAGAGAGUGGAGAAGUCCAUUUUGUGAAACAUCUGAAGUUCACCACGUGGCCGGACCACGGAACGCCGCGGUCCUCGGAGCAGCUGGUGCGUUUUAUCCGCUACAUGCGCGCCGUUCACUUCAAAGGCCCAGUCACGGUGCACUGCAGCGCAGGGAUCGGCCGAGCCGGGGUCCUGAUCUGCAUCGACGUCAUCCUCAGCCUUAUCGAGAAAGACCUUACCAUUAACGUGAGCGAGAUUGUGAGAGAGAUGAGACUCCAGCGGUACGGCAUGAUUCAGACCAAGGAGCAGUACCUGUUCUGUUACAGAGUCUGGCUGGACGUGCUGCAGAGCAUCUUACUUCUUCAUGGUAACCAGUGGCAAUCAGAAACCCCCUAG
Molecule: messenger RNA, 6633 nt
Organism: Chanos chanos (milkfish)
Lineage: Eukaryota; Metazoa; Chordata; Actinopteri; Gonorynchiformes; Chanidae
Gene: ptpn20
Product: protein tyrosine phosphatase non-receptor type 20
Exons: 47
Coding region: 1-6633 (2210 amino acids)
Biological process (GO): protein dephosphorylation
Cellular component (GO): cytoskeleton
Molecular function (GO): protein binding; protein tyrosine phosphatase activity
Source: RefSeq, a predicted model, not a curated record